Messenger RNA from Lethenteron reissneri (Far Eastern brook lamprey), 2123 nucleotides. Its product is annotated as lysophospholipid acyltransferase 7-like. Lineage: Eukaryota; Metazoa; Chordata; Hyperoartia; Petromyzontiformes; Petromyzontidae. Gene Ontology annotation, molecular function: lysophospholipid acyltransferase activity. Gene Ontology annotation, cellular component: mitochondria-associated endoplasmic reticulum membrane contact site; membrane. The record is from RefSeq and is a predicted model, not a curated record. Gene Ontology annotation, biological process: lipid modification; phosphatidylinositol biosynthetic process.
AUGACGGGAGCCCUGCAGGGCCCUAACGGCUGCACUCCUUCUUUGCUGCUGCAGGUCCCUUCUACCGGUUUUCGCACGUACCACGACUGGGUGCAGGAGCAGCAAGGAGCGCAUGUGCCCAGCUGGAAGCCCAUGCUGCUACGGCUGAAGCACGUGCCCAUGCUCGGGGCGUUCUUCCUCCUUGCCUCGGCCUUCUUCAACCUGGACGAGGCGCGGCAGGACGACUUCUACGAGCGCGGCCUCCCCUACCGCCUGUUCUUCAUGGUGCCGAUGUUUUUUAUUUUCCGCAUGCGGUUCUACGGCUGGAUCCUGGCGGAGUGCACCUGCAUGGCCGCGGGGCUCGGGGCCUACCCGCGCGGCAAGGCACGCUCGGGAGGGGGCCCCACAAUGCAGUGGGUUCUCAAGUCCAGUGAUGAGCAGGAGAGCCGCACCGUGGAAUACGACUACGAGAGCAUCAAGAACAUCGACUACUACAGCACGGACUUCUGCGUGCGCGUGAAGGACGGCAUGCGCUACUGGAACAUGACGGUGCAGUGGUGGCUGGCUCAGUACAUCUACAAGAGCCCCGUUCAAUCGUACAUCCUACGGAGCGCGGUUACGAUGCUGAUCAGCGCGUUCUGGCACGGGAUCCAUCCCGGCUACUACCUGAGCUUCCUCACCAUCCCGCUGUGCCUGGCGGCCGAGACGUCCAUGGAGCGCGCGGUACGGGACCGCCUGCCCCCCUCGCGCACGCCGCUCUUCGACUGGGUUCACUGGUUCCUGAAGAUGCGCGCGUUCGACUACAUGUGCAUGGGCUUCAUCCUGCUGAGCUACGAGGAGACCGUCCGCUACUGGCGCUCCGUCUACUUCGUGAUGCACGUGGUGACGCUGGGGUUCGCACUGCUCGGCCACGCGCUCUGCCUGCUCCCGAAGACGGUGCGGCGCGUGGCAGUGGCCACCACAGAGUGACCGCUACACAGUGAUCAUAACACGGUGACCACCACAUUGACAACCACACAGAGACCACCACAUUGACAACCACACAGUGACCACCACAUUGACAACCACACAGAGACCACCACAGUGACAACCACACAGAGACCACCACAUUGACAACCACAGAGAGACCACCACAUUGACAACCACACAGAGACCACCACACAUUGACUGCCACAAAGCGAUCACACAGUGACAACCACAGUGACCACCACAGUGGCCACAGCAGAGUGACCACAUGGUGAUACCCCUACCCAACCACACAAUAACCACACAGUGAUACCUCUACUCAACUACACAACAACCACACCGUUAUACCCCUACCCAACACAAUUACCACAGUGAUACCUCUACCCAACCACACAAUAACCACACAGUGAUACCCCUACCCAACACAAUUACCACACAGUGAUACCCCUACCCAACCACACAAUAACCACACAGUGAUACCCCUACUCAACUACACAACAACCACACAGUUAUACCCCUACCCAACACAAUUACCACACAGUGAUACCCCUACCCAACCACACAAUAACCACACAGUGAUACCCCUACUCAACUACACAACAACCACACAGUUAUACUCCUAACCAACCACACAACGACUUGUUGUGCGAGCAGGACCCGCACACGCUUCUAUUUGUCCCGGGACCACCAUGCGAGCUGUUACUCCACUCGGUGCUGAUGGUAUCAGUACGGACUGUGCUGACGGUGCGGUCGGUGCUGACGGUGCGGGCGGUGUCGUUGCUGUCGCUGACGGUGUCGGUGCUGAUGGUGCGAUCCGUGUCGUUGGCGCCGACCGUGGUGAUGUCUUUCCGGGAGCCACGGUGGCAAUUCGGUCCAGUCGGAAUCCCUAGAGCGACGGCGGCUACCCCUGGGUGCUUAGCGGCCCUGUAAUUAAAAUUUUAAUGCCGAGCGUGUGGAGUGAGGAGGGAGGACCAUUCUUUGUCCCUCGGAAACCAAAUUAGGGAAUAUUGUACCUGAAAUUGUGUUAAUAUCACCUGUUUUAUGUCAUGGAAUUGUCAUUUUCCUAAUAAAUAAAAAUAGGAGUGUGGUGCCCUUGCGUGGUGACGGGAGGCUUGCCGGGCGGUGGCAGCGAAAGCGAUUCUCAAAUCGGCGGCAAACAGGAGCACACGACGUCCAGC